This is a messenger RNA of Monosiga brevicollis MX1, 384 nucleotides long. RefSeq lists its product as uncharacterized. The record is from RefSeq and is a predicted model, not a curated record. Bases 1 to 384 code for a protein of 127 amino acids. NCBI's taxonomy places the organism in Eukaryota, Choanoflagellata, Craspedida, Salpingoecidae. The transcript has a single exon.
AUGGUCCCCACCAGGGCCACACAACCAUCAACCCUCCAGCAGCAGUCGAUACGAGAUGAGAUGGCAAAGGAGGAGGAGAAGGAGGAGGAGGAGGAGGAGAAGGAGGAGGUCCAGCCCAGAAAAAUAAAAAUUUCCGAGAGAGCGAGCGAGCUCUGUCUCUGUCUCUGUCUCUGUCUCUGUCUCUGUCCCUCUGUGUGUGUGUGUGUGUGUGUGUGUGUGUGUGUGUGUGUGUGUGUGUGUGUGUGUGUGUCUCUCUCUCUCUCUCUCUCUGUCUCUCUCUCUCUGUCUCUCUCUCUGUCUCUCUCUCUGUCUCUCUCUCUGUCUCUCUCUCUCUCUGUUUCUCUCUCUCUCUCUCUCUCUCUCUUUUUCACUCAAAAUUUCUGA